Molecule: messenger RNA, 1587 nt
Organism: Closterium sp. NIES-65
Lineage: Eukaryota; Viridiplantae; Streptophyta; Zygnematophyceae; Desmidiales; Closteriaceae
Source: the annotation of a GenBank genome assembly
AUGCUUUCUCACGCAUACUCCAAGCUACACCUUCUCUCCCGUUUCCUCUCCCUCCUCUCUUCACACUCUCGCGCCUUUCUCCCGGUCUUCCCCCUCUACAUCAUCGCCAUUCCCCGCAUCCUCUCCCUGCGCCGCCAAAUUUACCGGUGCGCGUUCAAGGCGCAGACGGGCAUCUACCGGUGCUCGUUCAAGAAGCAGACGGGCGUGAGCCUCAAGAACAUGAUGGCGCACGGCGCCUUCCCCACGGAGCGCAAUCUGCUCUCCUCCGCGCAGUUCCUGCAGCAGGAGCUGCCCGUGCGCCUCGCCCACCGCGUCACCGAGCUCGAGAACCUCCCCUACGGCCUCUCCACAAAAGCGCCCGUGCUCAAGGUGCGCGACUGGUACGUGGACUCAUUCAAGGACAUCCGCGGGUUCCCGGCCAUUGAGAGCCGCGAGGAGGAGCUGCGCUUCACGCACCUGCUGGCGCAGGUCAAGAUGCGCCACAACAACGUCAUCCCCACGAUGGCGAUGGGAAUCAACGAGUUGAAGCAGGACCUGGGGCGCAAGGGGCGUCUCGACGACCUGCUGGAGAUCCACCAGUUCCUCGUACGGCCACCCCUGUCCUCCCUGCCUCCCUCCCUCCCUGCCCUGCCUGCCACCCCUGCCGUCACUGCCUACCCACCCCUGCCACACUGCUCUCAUUGCCCACCCAUUGUCACCAAUGCCCGCACUGCCUUCAUGACCCUCACUCUCCUCACUCGCCUUCCCUCAUUGCCACCUCUGCCCUCACUCCCCUCAUUCUCCGCCUCUCAAUGCCCUCCCUGCCUACUCCCCUCACUCUCUUCCCCUCACACCCCUCACACCCCUCACUCCCCUCACUCUCCCCCACUCACUCUGCUGUCACCAACUUGCAUCGCACAACCUUUGACCGCUUCUACAUGUCACGCAUCGGCAUGCUCAUUGGCCAGCACUGGGAAGGCUGCAUGGGCGCGUCUCUCAUUGCUGCAUGUUCAUCUCUCUGUCUCAUGCGCCCCUCUCCCUGCCCACUCCCCCCUCCCUACUUCCCCGGCCCACGCCCACCACGAUCGGUUCUACAUGUCACGCAUCGGCAUCCGCAUGCUCAUCGGCCAGCAUGUCUGGGCCAAGACUCUCUCUGCUGCUGCUAGUGCUGUAAUCUGCUCUCUGUCCCUUCCCCACACCCCUCCCCCUGCCGCUCCUCCCUGCCACCCCGCCCAUCAGGACCGAUUCUACAUGUCACGCAUCGGCAUCCGCAUGCUCAUUGGCCAGCACGUCGCCCUGCACGACCCCAACCCGCCCCCCCACUUCAUUGGGUGCGCCUCUCUCCCCCCACUUCAUUGCGGCUCUCUCUCUCUCUCUUCCACCGCAUGCACUGGACCGCAUGCACUGGACCGCAUGCACUGGACCGCAUGCACUGGACCGCAUGCACUGGACCGCAUGCACUGGACCGCAUGCACUGGACCGCAUGCACUGGACCGCAUGCAUUGGACCGCAUGCACUGGACCGCAUGCACUAGUAACCCCAGUGGGUGCAGCCCGGCAUGCAGCAAGUGCCUGUUGCCAUCACAUCUGUCGCAUUAUUAACGCCUAG